UCUGCUACCGACGAGGCCAAGACAAAAAUCCUAGAGCUCCGAGGCCUGGAGAUUUUACAGUUCAUCGACGCUUUAUUCAAUGUUCUGGAAUUCCUCCCAUUCAAAACAACAAAGACCCGGAAAGGUGGACUAGCUAUCGUUGGCUGGUCUUUUGGGAUCACAUUUUCCCUUUCGGCAAUCGCGAACAUAGACUCCUCGUUGGUCUCUAACGGGAUGCGAGAUCGGGUCGGACAGUAUCUACGUGCCCAUAUUAUGUUAGAGCCCGCGCUCACGGGUUUUGGUCUUUCCAUUCCCCCAGAAACGCGGCUUGCGUUCCGCGAUCCCAACAUUCCUUACUCAGCUCGCGCACCGCUCUUCAGUCAUCUCAACACAGGCUAU
This is a messenger RNA of Lentinula edodes (shiitake mushroom), 378 nucleotides long. RefSeq lists its product as uncharacterized. Lineage: Eukaryota; Fungi; Basidiomycota; Agaricomycetes; Agaricales; Omphalotaceae. The record is from RefSeq and is a predicted model, not a curated record. The annotation marks the transcript as partial. The transcript is spliced from 3 exons.